CAUACAAUAUGUUUCAUACAUUAAUUGAAUUUUGUAUUUUAAACUAUUUAUCCGUACUUUCAUGAUGAGUGUAAUAAGUAACAGUUUACACACAAUUUUUUUAUAUGAAUGAUAGACUUUUUUUUAGAAAGAAAAUUCCGUAAGUAAUUAAUCUAUUUAUACUUAUUAUGUUUACCAACAUUUCAUAGAUAAAAUGUGAAAUAAAAAUACUUAUAAUUAAUUAGUUUGACACAGUUAUACUUUGUCAUAAACCGAAUAAAUAACAAGACAUAUUUUAACUCAUAAUUAUACAUACUAGUUCAAGUUUUCCAUACUUCAAUAUGCCUCAGGCAAAUGUAUGUAUGUAAAUAUAAUACAGUAGAUAAGUGUCUACUUAUUAAUAAACUCAUUAGAAUAUACACUUAAAAACAAUAUAUUGGAUACUUCUUAAUAUAAUUGAAUUACUUAUAGGUAAUAUUGUAUUGUUAAAAAAUAUAUUCAGAGCAGAAUAUAGUAAGUUGAGGCAGUAGUAACCUUACUAAGUUAACAUUUUUAAUUUUGAUAGAUGACCAGUGAGUGUCUAUAAUUUUAGGAAAACUAAAAUAUAUUUUUAUUUCAUUAGGCCAGUAAAAUAAAUGUCCAUUUGACUCAAAUGAAAUUAUUAUUCAACAGAAGUUACAAUUAUUGAAUUUGGUCAUAAAAUAAUAUUUUCUACUUUCAAUUUAUUGUCAUCCCAAUAUUUCUUAUUUUGUUGGUAGAAAAUAUUAAUCAAAUGGAGAUAUAAGACGCUAUGUAUCAUCAUCAUGACUACUUAAUAUUAUUUUAAAUAAAGUUGUUAUUUGUUAAAGUAUAGCUUAUAACUUAAGAAUGUUUUCUGGAUAAAAACAGUUUUUCUCAAGAAGGCUAGGUUUUUAGAUAUAAUCAUUUACAUUAUGUUUCUUUUAAUUUGUUACAUAUGUUUUUUCUUAAAUGCAAUAAAUAUUAUUAUUAGAACAUUUAAAAAUUAUGAUCAUAAUCAACCCAUAUCCUAAUUAAUAACGCCCACUAUAGUUUUUUUUAUUCAGUUUUUAAUGUUAAAAAAUAAAUAAAAAAGUAUUACUUAAAAUAUGAAUUUCCAUGAAUAUUUCACCUAUAAUAAGUAAAAGCUAAAAGUACCCACUAAUAUUAUUAGAAAUAUGCCCAACAAUUCACUGUGUAUCCUCAUAAAUAACUUGAGGUUUCUUUCCUUCAUCUAAAAUAGAAAUUAUAUUAUAUUUAAGGGGAAUUAGUGACAGUGUAUAUUUAAUUAAACCUAAAACUUAAAAGGAUACCACACCCGCAUUUACUAUCUCCGUCUUACAAAUGUAAUAUACAAACGUAGAAAAUUUGCAUGUAGUAUAACAAAUUUUAUGGUGUUAGUUAUAAUAUUAAAGUAAAUUUGACCUAUUAUUUUUUUUUAACAGCUUAGCAGACCAUGAAGUCUCAUUGCUGUGACCAAAACAUAAUUCCAUCAGUUCCUAUUAUAUGUCUCCUCAAUUUGUAUAUUUUUGUUGACCAUUUCUGAAUCAUUUUCUAUUUUCUCAAUCCAUAUCUGAGUAAAUUUGUUUAUUACAAAACUUAAAGGUGAGAAGAUUGUCUACCUAAACGUUGAUGUUUUUUUUUCAGUAUCUUAGAGUAAAAUACAAUUAUUUCUGUGAUAUUUCAUAUAUCCAUCUCGCUUAAAAAUAAAAAUAUUAAAAAAUCGUCAAUGAUAAGGCAUAUACAAAUUUUUAUCUGUAAUUUUGGCAAUAGGUUGAUUUGCUUUAAUAUUAAAACUAACAGCACAAAAUUUGAUAUGUCUCGCGUUUGUAAGAUGAAGAUACUAUAUAUUGAAGUUGCAUCCUUUUAAAAGCCAGGCAAAACUGUAGGAAUUAUGAUUGACAGAUUUCAAUUGUAAAAACAGUUUAUGAUUAUUUAAUCUUUAGAUUUUUAUAAGAAUAAUUUUAAAAUAAAAAUUUAAGGUUUUUAUUUGAAAUUGUAGAAAAAUUUGAUUGUAUUUUAAAACUUAGAUCCAUUAAACACAAUAUCUACAGUUUUAUUUGGUUUUUUGGUCUAAUAUAUCUUAUUUAUCCGUAAAAACAGCCACAAACCUUGCACAUAAAUGGAUAUAUUGGUUAGUAGAUUAAUAUAAGUCAAUAUGGUAAGCAUCAAAAGAAAAAAAAUGAUUUUUAAAUUUUAUAAAAUUAGAAAACUGUCACAAAUUCCCUUAACUAAGUUGGUCAUUUUCUCAAUAGAAUGUAAUAUAAUUAUACAUUAUACUUAUAUACAGUGAUAUUUAUAUUGUAAUAUUAUAUUUUAAUUAUAGUUUUAAAAUCUUACCUAAUCCAAUUCUGCAAAAUAGUUCAUCGGGUCCAAUCUUUAUAUCACAAACAUCUUCAUCGGUAACUUUCUUAGAAGUCACUCUAGGAAUAACUUCAGGGGUGUCUAUUUUAAUUUCAGAUUGUACAAUGGAUUCAUUUUCUUGACUUAUAGCCGUUUUUAUAAUAUCAAUCUUGGACUCUAAUUUUUCAGAAACCAUAAGUUCUUCUUUUGGAGAUUCUUUGGGAGAUUCAGUUUUAAGGGGAAUAGCAAGAUCUUCAAUUUUAGAAGUUGACAUUGGAUCAUUUUCUAAUAUUUUUUCUUUUUCUUCAUCUUUAGAUAUCAUUGUAACUUCUACAGCUUCAUUAUCAUGUAAAGUUGUAAAUUCCUGUUCAAUUACUUCAAAAGUGUUUUCAAGUGGCAACAAUUUUUCUGCAGUGAUAAUUUUGUCUGGCAUUAGAAUAUGUUCAUCAAUAUCAUUUUUGUUUUUAUCUUUUAUUUCGUCAGAUAAUAUGACAUCAUUUUUGUCCACGAAUAAAGUUUUUGAAUCAUGUUCUGAUAAUUCAAUGUCCAUAUUCAUUAAAUUCUGAUUUUCCAUUAUAACUAAAUUGAUGAAUAUAAUAAAAGUCGGGUUUCAAAUAAUAGGAAAAAGUGCAGUCUUUAGAAAAUAAUUGUAUAAACUAAGAAAGGAACUAUAUUUUAAUACUGAGAAACUAAGAAAACGAUUUUUGGUAUAAUAUGCGAAAUGCUAAUCACAGUUUUUUCAAUUAAGAGUAUGACUAGUAAAAGUUAGAUACAAAUUUAGUUGAAAUUAUAAAAUAUGAAAAACCAUCCCUUUUACGGUAUUCCUUACGUUGGUGACUUGGUGUAACUUUUAUAUAACAGCUGAUAUGAUAACUAUGUAAUCGAUAAUCAGUUCGAGUAUGGAGUAUACAGCAAUACAAGAAUACAACUGUUGGAUAAUAUUUGUUGUGCUUACAAAUUUACGAUACCACUGAAAAUUAAAAUGUCUGUGUCUAAAAUAAAAUUAAAUGUAUUUUAAAAUGAAACUAUAAAUGAAAUGAAUAAAAAAUUUGAAAUGUUUUACAAUAAUACAAGCAAUUUAAUAAUAUAGUUUAUAAGGUGGGUUUAUUUUAUUUAUCUUCACAAUGUGAAUUAAUAAAAAGCAUUUUUACUUUUUUGUUGUUGCUAACCUGCUAACCUGCCUAAAAUAUUUAAAUAUUUUUUUUGAAGUAUAUAAGUACAUAAGUUGAUAAUCAGAAAAUGUUUGAUGAUCUGAUCCUUAGAUUAUAUACUAUGAAUAGAGCUAUUGACUAAAUAUUUGAAGCAAACAUAACUAAAGACAGUUGAGACAAAUACGCAUGUGAAAAAUCGUAUGAUGUACCUAUCAUUACUAUCUGGUGGUAUUACAAUGAUUAUACGAUAAAUAUGCGACGAGUAAUGAUACGCAUGCGCAAUAGACAUCAGUCCCCAUAACACUCGUUAAUAAUGAUGCCUUCAACUCGUAGUACGUGUUUAUCAUGCAGUAGCUUUAUCCAUAGUUUAUUAUGAUCUAAGAUCCGAUCCAAGGGUUAUAGAUAAAGAUUAUUAUUAAUAAACCUUGGAUAGUUGGAUCCGAUCAUGAUCAUUGAUUAUUGAUUAACUUAAAUGAAAACGGUAGUGGAUAGCCACGGUACAGUUAUAAUAAUACUACUUAGAACAUGUAUUAAACUUAUGUAUUAUAAGUACUAAAGAGUGUUGGACUAAACCAUAAUUUAACAUAAUAAUUAACAGUAGGUAUAAUGAAUAUUAAUGUUUAUGAAAUAAUAUGUAGUAUAUAAAUUUAAAAUACUACAAAAUAAUAAACAUUACCUACGAUUAUAAUGUACUGUUUUUAAGCCAAUAUAACCUGGGACCGGCAGUUACAGGUAAUAAAAAUGAGAUAUAAUCUGGACAUUAUAGUUUGAGGAACCUGUUACAAAUUUUGUGUGUGUUGAAAACACAUAUAAUUGAAAUUCUAAAUUUGUAUUUUUGUAACCAGGAUUUAGCAUAUACCUAAACUUCCUGUUAUUUAAUUUUUUGUCAACUAAGUAUCUUUUUUAUGAAAUCUACUAUAAUUAUCAUUCUUAAUUAUAAAAUAAAUACAAGAGGUAUAAAUAAUUGCAUAAUAAUUGUAUUUAUUAUGGGUAAUCAUAUAUUAAUACCUAUUUAAUAGGUUCUUAAGUUAAUUUUAUAUUUUACACUUUUUAAUAUAAUAUUAAUAAGAAAAUGUGCAUACUUAAUUUACUAUAGUUAGUGAAGUACAAUUUACAAUCUCUAUUGUUAACCCAACACUCAAUAUAAUAAUAUUUAUUUAUUUUUGAUUUUGUUUAUGUACUUACAGUCACCAGUUAUUCAUUUAAUGCUCUACUAAAAUAGUUCAAAUAUAAAAGGAACUUUUAAAAUAUGGCAUCUAUAGUAACUAAGUCAUAUCCAGAUCACCUUAAGCUAAAUGGAUCCAUGAAAAAGGUAAAAUUUAUUUUUAUAUUUUAAAAGUAAACAUUUUUAAAAUAAUUAUAAGGAAGGUAUCUGUCACAAAUAAUAAAUUUAAGAGAAUGUCCUUGCUUUAUAUUUUAAAAUUGUAUGUAAGUAUGUAGCAAUUUUGCUCCGAUUUAUAAUGAUUGUACAUUUUCUAAAAGGAAAUCUGGAGUGGUACUUUAAGGGGAUCUUUUUUUGAUUUUCCCAAAAGUUUUCUCAGAAAAUGGGAAAAUAGGUACUAUAUUAAAUAAAUAUUAUUAAAGAAAAUGUUUAAUGCAUAUGUAAUUAUUUUACCAUAAUAUGAUGUAUAUUGUUGACAAAGCACUAUUAUCAACCAAACUUCAAUAAAAUGUAUAAUAAUUAAAUAAUUGCAUUUUAAAUUAUACUAAUUUGACUAGUAGUCAGGAGCAGAGUAGCCUGCCGAACAACCGGGCAAAUGCUUAGUGGUCUGGCUUAUAAGUGGCUAGAAGUGUUCAAAAUUAAAAGUUAUUUUUUGUUAUUUAAAAAUAAAUGUUUGAUACUUAAAUUAUUUUUAAAAGAUACUCAGAUAUCGAUUUGUAAUUAUUUAUUGUGGAAUCAUAAUAAAUGUAUACUAUAUUGCCCAAUAUACCUAUCUAAAUUUUUAUAGAAUUGCACAGAAAGAAUUCCUAUAGUUACUGGUAAAUAUUUGUAAUAUCUUAUUCUAUUGUUAUACAUUUUUUUAAUUUUUAAAGGCAUUCAUCAAUCAAUUAAAAGACUAGAUAUUUACUAUUUUGUAAUAUUAUUAUUUUAGUUAGGUUUGUGGUUUUAGUUUCAAAAUAUAAUUAUGUUUGUUUUGGGUUUUUAUUAACUUUAUAGUAUCAAAAUUGGCGAAAAACAAAGGAAAACCCAAGCAACACAUGAGCUGCGGUACAGUAGGCAUUUUUAGAUAUGAAGCAUAAAGCUUUUAUUGUUUUUCUAUGAUGUGUGUAUUUUUUUAGAUUUAUAUUUAUUUUGUUUUUCUAUCUAAAAAUCACAUUUCUGUCAGAAAUCAUACUCCAUUCAUCAAUUCUAAGAGUAGUUUUGAUAACCAAUUUUAUCUAGUUGGUGUAUUGGGGAAAUGUUAAAUUUGUUUAUAAUUUUUUACACAUUUGUGUUUAAGAAGUUUUAAAUUAUCUAUUGUUAAAACUUAAUGAAAUAGUAUUUAUUUUUAAUUUUAUGUUUAAAAUUGUCUAAUGUAGAUUAAAACUUAAAACAAUGGAAAAUAGUUACAUCAUUGAUAAUGGCGCACCUAAGGGGCAGAGGCUACAAAAGAAUGACCCAUUCCACAGUCCAUUGACUAUGUUUAAUACAAAAAAAAAAUAGCAUAAACUAUUCAGCAUUAACAAAUUAUGCAUACAUAAAAUCAAGUUUGAUUUAUGUUUUCUUUUAAUAUAAAUGUACAAUUUUAUUCCAAUCUGAACGAAACUUUUGACACUUCAUAUUUAAAACAAUAGAACAAUCACAGUCUACUUUUUAUCUAGAAAUUCAACCCUUAAAGAAUGGCUGACAAUAAAGUUAUUACAUGUAUUGUGUGUUUUCCCUUGAAAACAAAAAUAUGUAUGGUGUAUAUUUGAUACUAUGGAAGGGAUAUUAAUGAUGUUAAUUGGGUAAUAAAAGUUUCUACAAAUGUAUGGUCCAAAAAUGUGUUUAUACAUAAAAAAAAGAUUAUAAAUAAGCAUACAACUUUUAAUAUAAUAUCAAAAAAUGGUAAACGUUGAAAUGGCCUGGACAUAUUAUAGAUUUGCCCGGUAAGAAUUUCUGUCACUUAGCCCCUGCUAGUAAUUAUCAUUAGAAAAAUGAACAUUUUAUUAUUAUAAUUUAUAUUUAUAUUACUUAUUUUAAAUAUUAUGCAAUUUAGAAAUCCAAUCAUAAACACUAUAACACAGGAGAAUCAUAUGAAAAAAUGUCAUUUUAUACAACACUAAUGGCAUCUUUGGGAUUUUAUUUUUUAAUUUUGAUUGGAUUGGUAAACCAUUUAAUUUUUACUCCCAAAGUAGCUACUGAAAAAAAUCGAAAGGUAAAAUGUAGUUUUAUACAUUUAUAAUAUUAAAUAUCAAGUGUAAAUCAUUUAAAAUAAUAUGUUCUAGGGAUAUCCACCUUUGUACAAUACAUUUGAUAACAUUUUUUUGAGGUAUGUAUUUCGCCGAGUAAAGGAUUGUUUAAAUAGAGUAGUUUGUGGUGUACCAGGUUCAAAAAUUGAAAUUCGUGAUAGAGUAACUCGUGAUGGUUGUUGGUCAUUUGAGUAAGAAUACUAUUUAUCACUGUUAUUCAAACAAACAAAUUUUAACUUUAAAAUAAUGCAAAUUAAAAAUAUUUCAGGCUUCUGGACACAAAAUCUACUUUUUUAAAUUUAGGUUCAUACAAUUAUUUAGGAUUUGCUCAAAACAAUGGCCCAUGUGCUGAAGAUACUAUAAAAAUAAUAAAGAACUACGGUUGGUCAAUUUCUAGUUCACGUCAAGAACUAGGGACCAAUCAUCUACAUGUGAAACUUGAACAACUAACAGCUGAAUUCUUAGGUGUUGAUGAUGCUAUAGUAUUUGGAAUGGGAUUUGCCACUAAUGUUCUUAAUUUGCCUGCCAUUAUGAAUUCAGAGUGCUUAGUACUUAGCGACGAAUAUAAUCACGCAUCUGUAAUUGCAGGAAUACGGCUAUCAAAAGCUACAUCUAUAGUAUUCAAUCAUAAUGGUAUUGUCAAUAAGUUUAAAUAUAAAAAAUAGUUUAUAUACUAAAUUUAUGUUUUGGUUUUUACUCAAAGUUAGUGAAUUACUGAUGAAAAAUUUAAAUUAUUAGAUAAUUAUUAGUAAAAUUUGAAAAACUAAUUUUAUUUUACUAAAAUAAUCUUUCUUAUAAAUCUACUAAACAAUAUUUCAUAAAUUAUGAUAAUGUCUUACUUAUGUUAAUUUACAGAUGUAAUACAUUUAGAAGAACUCAUACGUCAAAAUAUUAUUUUGGGUCAGCCAGUAACAAAAAAACCUUGGAAAAAAAUAUUUAUAGUUACUGAAGGCAUUUUUAGUAUGGAAGGAUCAAUUGUAAAACUUCCUGAUAUAAUUGCCAUAAAAAAAAAAUACAAAGUAUUUCAUAUUUUGUUAAUAUUAUUAUUAUUAUAAUUAUUCUAUUUGUUAUAAAUAAAAAUAAAUUUACAGGUGUAUUUAUAUGUUGAUGAGGCUCAUAGUAUAGGUGCCUUGGGACCAAAUGGAAGAGGUGUAUUAGACUAUUAUAACUGCAGUCCAAAAGAUAUUGAUAUAUUUAUGGGAACAUAUACUAAAUCAUUUGGUUCAGCUGGAGGAUAUAUAGCUGGCAAAAAAGUAUGUGCAUAAUAUUAUUUUAGUAUACAAUUUUUUUUUUACUAAUAUUAAAACACUUAAAAUAUUUGUAUAAACAAUUAAAAUAAGAAAAUGUUAACAAAAGGUACGGGCAGAAAGACAGGAUAAAGGCAGGCACCCAUUAGUAGAACCUCUAAGUAUAAAAUAUAUGAAUGAAUAAUGUUAUUAUAUAUUAAAAUAGAUAAAAUAUUAUGUAUUUUUUUUUUUUUUUAUUUAAAUUACCUAUUUUGGCUAUAUUAUAUUUUUAUAAUCAACACUGUUCAUUAAAAUAUUUUUCAAGGUGGACUAAUACUAAAAUUAUUUUAUUACAAAAUGUAAUUUUUGUAUACAGAUUUAAAAAUGUUCAUUACUAACUUUAAAUAAUAAUUAAAAAAAUAAAUCUAAUUGGUGACCAUCACAAAUUAUUUAAACUAAUUUAUGUUACAUUUUAUUUCUUAAUACCUAAUCUAAAUUUAUAAAAUACUAUUUAAAUAUUUAUUUUAUAAUCAAAAGGAUUACAAAAUUAAUUAUAAUAACCAUCUUCUGGGGUUUUCGAAUACUACUAAUUUAGCAUUGAAUGAUAAUUAAGAUUUUUAUGUUAAUAUUUCCACAUUAAUAUAUAUUUAUAUUUUUAUAUUCAAAUAUUUCCUAUUUAAGGAUCUAAUUGAUUAUUUAAGAGCAAACAGCCAUGCUUCAUGUUAUGCCAUGUCUAUGGCACCUCCUGUAGCUCAAACUAUCAUAACAUCAAUGUCAACAAUGAUGGGAAAAGACCAUAGUGAAGAAGGAAGGAAAAAAAUUAAUCAGCUUGCUAAUAAUGUCAGAUAUUUCAGAAGGAAACUUAAAGCUUUAGGAUGUGUAGUAUAUGGGAAUGAUGAUUCCCCUGUUAUUCCCAUGUUAGUUUACUUUAUAUCCAAAGUUGGGUAUGUAUAACUUUAUAGUUUGUGAUAAAAUAUCAAUGUGUAAGAUUUAUUCAUAACAAUUGUAUGGUUUAUUAUUUUAGUGCUACAGUCCGAGAAUUCAAUAAACAUAAUAUAGCUACUGUUGGUGUUGGUUUUCCAGCUACGCCAUUAAAUCAGGGUAGAAUUCGUUUUUGUAUGUCAGCUGCUUUAUCCAAGGAAGAGCUCGAUGAAGUAAUUAUGAUGUUUAAAAUAUAUAAUUACAAAAAUAUAGCAAAGGUUAUUCAUAAACUUUAUCCAUUUUGCAAAAUUAACAAUUAAAAUUUAUCUUGCAUAAUAUGUUUCUGAAUUUCAGACUUUAAAAAACCAUAUACUAUUAUUUUUUAUUCACCUGUUCUACCUACUUUUAUAUUAUUUGAUUUUUAAUUUACCAUAUAUUCUUACAAAUGUUAUCAAUGUUAUACAUUUAAUCAAAAAGCACAGAUAUAUGUAUGGUAUUAUUUUGAUUGUAUGGUAAAACAAAAAUAAAAUAUAAAUGUAUUUAUCUAAAUUAAACAAUAUGUAUUCAUAUUAUGAAACAAGUUAUAUAAAUUUGUCCAUAAAAAUUACAUUUCAAUAAAAAUAAAUAUAUCAAUGAUUGUAACAUAAUAUAUCUAUUAUAUUUCACCUUCUUCUGGCCUUAAGUACUUCAAGAAUUUUUACCACCAUCACGAUCUCCGUCCACUUUACUCUGUUCUGAACUAAUGUCUUCCAUUCUUGUGAAUUCCUAAUUUAUUAAUCUAUUUUAUCCAGCUAUCUCUUUCUAGGCUUCCCAUGACACUUCUUUACCGUAGUUUUCUAUUCCAACAUGGCUCCAAGCAUCUUUUUCUAAUUUUUUGUGCAUGGUAUGACCAUGCUAUUACAUUUAUUGUUCCCUUAUAAAACUGAUGAUUGGUACUAAUCCUUUUGUGUUAAUUUUUAGUAUUAUUUUAUUUGGUUGGUUAUUCCAAAGUUUAUGUUACUCUUUUGGUGUCGAUUAACAAAUAAUUCAAAAAAGUUUAAAUUUUCAGUAAAAUCAAGCAUCUGAAUUCUCGUAUUUUCUAUUGUUAAACCUUUGGGUUCCUUUUAAAAUUCCCAAAUUAUAUGUAUAUAAAUAAUAAUAAUCAUAUAUUUAUCUACAGGUUCUUGAAGCUACUGAAAAAAUUGUAAAUAAAGUUGGAUUAUCUUAUUCAAGAAAACCUAUCUGUAAUGAAGAAAUACUUUAUGAAGAUGUAUAUGCAGUUUAAAUUAGUUUUAACACUAUUAUUUAUUUUGAUGUUUUUGUUAUAAUAAAGUUAACUAUUUAUUAUUGCUUACAAACUUUAUAACUUUAUAUUAUUAGAUUCUGAGUGGAGCAAGGAAUGUAUUAGUUUAACAAUGAAGUUUAUUUAUUUAUUAUUAUUAUUUCUUUUUUUUGUGGACAACUUCUCUACCAGUUAUUUUAUUACAAUUAUUUACAAUGAUAGCACUCUUUUUAAAGAGAAAUCUAACUGAAAUAGUUCCCUUCAGGAGGUAAUUUUUUCAAUUUCCCCAAGAGUUUUCCUAAUAGCUGGGAAAAUAGACAAUAUUUUGUAAUAUUUUCUUUUGUAUGUUUUUGUAAUUAUAUUAUUUAUUAUUUAUAAAUUAUGUUUUUUUUUUUUAAAUUUUUUCUUCUUACAUUUUUUUUUUUUUUUUUUUGUCACCUAAAUUAUUUUUUUACUAUUUUGUAAUCUUGUUUGUUUUCAAGUAUUAUUAUUAUUUUUCAUACUCUUAUAUACUUUUACUGUCAAUCAUUUAAAUAGAUUUAAGUCCACAAUUGUAAUAACAAUAAAAAUUGUUAUUGAGUUCACCCCGUUUAAAUUAAUAAAAAAAUUUUACGUUAUGUACCCUAAUUGGGCAUUAGCCCGUAAAUAUAUAUAUUUGUAUAAAAAAAAAUAAACAAAUAUUAAUGAAAAUACAUAAUGCAUAUGUAAUUAUUUUACCACAGUAUGAUAUUUUUGACAAAGCAACACUAUCAACUGAACUCCACUCAGAAUCAUUUUUUCAUUAGCAAUGGUUAAUAUUUGCGUACAUAUAUACAUUAAAUUUUCCUUGUACUACUUUCCCAACUUCUCAUCUAUAAUAGUGGUCCACCCACAUACAAAGUAUGGCCAUUCUUUUAAUAUUAUUUAAAUGAAUUAAAUUGGUUAACUUUUUAUUACAUAAAAUUAUUGAUUUUAAGAUGUAUUAUGGAUUAUAUAGAAUUUCCAAAUUACACAGUUUAACACUUAAUAGUUAAAUUAAUUCAUUUGAGUUUAGAAUGUUUAAAUGUCUUCAUAUGAAGACAUAUAAAGAUUUAGCGGACCUGGUGCUUCGAUCACCUUAUAGAGUUGAAAGUUUUAAGUACCACAUAAGAUCUUUUGUGCAACAGAACGGUAGAUAUAGAUGUGAAACAUAGAAUUAAGUCUCAUUCGCUUUCAUCUCAAAUAUCUAGGGUCAGCCACCCUUGUUCUAAACUAACACUUGAUUUGAUCCAACCUCACAUACUCAUUAUGCUAUACUCAUUCUAAUUGCAUCCAACCACCUCUUUUUCAGUUUUCCCUUCUACCACUUUCCAACUAUAUUUAUUUUUAUUACAAUUCUUAAUACUACUUUGGAUUCCUCUCUCCUUGUGACAUACCCAAACUAUCUGUCUAUAUUUUCUCAUCUUGUCUACUUUUGAAGGCACGCCUAAGCCACACCUUAUGUAGACACUUAUUCCUUAUCCUAACUUCUCUUGUCACUCCAGUGACUCCACACAUCCAUCAAAGCAUUCUCAUCUCUGCUAAAUUCAUCCUCUGUUCUAUUUGUCUGUCUACCACCUAACACUCCAAAUCAUACAAUAUAAUCGGCCAUAUCAACUUAACUCUAAGUCUUAUGGGAAUUAUUUUGUCACACACAACAACAGACACUUCUCCACUUAAUCCUAUGUUUUAUAUUCUCUGAAAAAGCCAUUGUUCUUUUGUACAAAAAUCAAAGGUACUUAAAACUCUAAAUCUCACCUAUAUCCGUUUACUAUUUGUAGCUGUCUUGUACUAUUCCUUUAAACUCGUAGGUACUGUGUUUUACUGCUUACUUAUCCUUAGUCCCUGUCAUCCAGUACUACUCUAAACCCUAUUAAUUUCAAACCAACGUAAAAAAAUUAAUAAUUCAAGGUAUAUUGUGACUAUAGGUUUGUUUUUUUUUUUAUCUACUUGAUAUUAAAAUUGUGUUAGUAAAAAAGAACGGAUAAACGUCGCACAACAGGUGGGCCACUAUUGUAGGUGAGAAGUUAGGAGGGUAGGAUAUAGAAAGAACUUAUGUAGGUAUAUCUGUAUGCAACAAUUAAUCAUUGCUAAUGAAUAACGAUUCUGAGCGGAAUUUGG
Cinara cedri is the source of this 12368-nucleotide messenger RNA. The record is from the annotation of a GenBank genome assembly. Lineage: Eukaryota; Metazoa; Arthropoda; Insecta; Hemiptera; Aphididae.